This is a messenger RNA of Wallemia ichthyophaga EXF-994, 2334 nucleotides long. RefSeq names its product Sterol regulatory element-binding protein 1. Bases 1 to 2334 code for a protein of 777 amino acids. The transcript has 3 exons. The record is from RefSeq and is a predicted model, not a curated record. Gene Ontology annotation, molecular function: protein dimerization activity. Lineage: Eukaryota; Fungi; Basidiomycota; Wallemiomycetes; Wallemiales; Wallemiaceae.
AUGGAAUAUGACUUUCAGAGCGCAUUUCAACCAGUCACGCCGCCGUAUACGGAUUCAAGCAGUGCUGAAUUCGAUGAAGCGAUCUCAUCUCUACUCGAUCAAUCGCCGAAUGGCACGAGUGAAUUGGGCGAGACGGCUGAGCUACAGGGCUGGCUAGAAACACAGCCUAUCUUCAACGCAUACGACGAUCCUCUUCAAUCCCUUCAGUCCCUCCAAGCUAACCUCAUCGGCAACAGUGUCGGCGUAGAUCCUCGCCGGGAAUUGAUGCUCUCUGGUGAACAGGAUUUGCAGGGUGUGCAAUUUGCCUACCCUGAGCAACCUUAUCCAGAAAAUCAUCUUGCAGAAGAUAUUAAACCGAAAGCCAAGCGUAAGGCCAAGGAUAAGGCUAGCGAGAAUGGCACAGUCACAAAAAAGCAGAAAUCAGAAGCGCAGAAGCAACGGUUCCCAAAACCACCGCAACCUGUACCGCCACCACCGCGACAAGGUGGUCCGAAGAAUCCAUCACACAACGCCGUAGAAAGACGCUACAGAAAUAACAUAAACACGCGCAUGCUCGCGCUGCGAUGCGCUGUACCAGCUCUGGUCGCCCAGCCCCCUCAGACGAGCUCGCGGCGUAAAGCACCCCCGCUCUACGUUGAAGGAGUAGCUGUACCUGGCAAGAUCAACAAACAGACUGUGCUCAUUGGCGCCACGGAAUACAUACGCCGCCUUAGAGGGAGAGAACAGAGGUUGAUGCGCGAGGUUGAACUGCUCAGAUCCCAACUGCCAAUGGCAGAGCAGACAGCAUGGGCAUAUAACUGGGGAGCUGUGGAUGAUAGAGAUCUUUACGAUGAGGUGGAUGACUUUGAUCCGCCUGAUAAUGCUUUCGUGGAUCUGGUCGAUGAGCCAGACACCAAGACUAGCACGGAAGACCUGCAGUCGCAAGAAUCGCAGGAGUCACAGGAUUCACAGUCUAGCGAGGGCGGAAACGCUCCUCGCUACCUUCUCGGCAUGUUCUUGUCCUUUAGUUUGCUGCAGAAACCAUACACAAAGCAACAACAGUGGCAGCAUCAGAAUAUGUUUCGUAGAAGCUUUGAAGAGGGACAUGUUGUUUCGAGCAGUCUUCCAUCUAGCGCAGUUGCAGGGGGAGCGGCAGAUGAGAUAGAUUGGAAGGAUCAUCUAAUUCCUGAUCUUCUGCAUCCACAUUUUCAUGACAUUAUCCAGACAGUCCUCAUCUGCUUGACGCUCUUUGUGUUGCUGUACCCUCUCUUACCUAGCUUAAAAAGAAAUCCUGUCACUCAAGCAGCUCAGAUUGGCUGGAUGACCAUUCAGCGACUAUUGAAGAGCAGUCUUGGUGUGAGCUGUGGAAAGUUCACAGAGGAAACAAUUCAACGCGCUCAGAAGCAGAUUUACAAGCCGAAGGAACACUCAAAGAUGGACAGACUACACACACAUAUGCUGCUUUCGACUUCGCCCGGGAUGAGGGAAUCUCCAGUCGCCCUUGCUACAGCAGCCCUGCACACUAAGUCGAGCAAGCUGUGGAAAGAAGCGCAGGAUAUGUAUUUGGAGAGUGAACCGAGAUAUGUCCAGUUAGCAUUGGAAAGGGAUAUCGAAGAUGCCCACCAGCUAUGCACGAUGGGUGCGAGUAAUAAGAAAGCCGACUUGAACGUUUUGCAGAAGAUCUCCAGCAGCGUCUCUGUAUUAGCACUAGAAGAGCUUUGGAGUUUAAUAUUCACCCAAAUGGUACAAGAGAAGGCAUCAGUAGGGGAUGUACAACUCAUCAACAAAGCUGUUGGACAGUUGGUGAGCUCUACAAGAAAUCUACCAACGGUUGACACUAUGUCUAUGUUAUCUGCUGCCAUGUGGGCUUUAUUACAGGGCAAGAAGGAGAGUGCGUUGCGUUUGGCAGCGCAAUUAAGUGGUAGAACGGCGUCUUUGAAGUGCCUGAAGGUGUUCAGAAUGCUCACCAAGACUUCUGAGAAUCUGGACGAUGUUGAUGGGAAGGAUGAUAUGUUUGAUAGUCAAAUUGAUGAGGAGAUUGAAAGAUGCGACGAUUUGGCUACUAUAGCCAUGCUUUACUUGUCACUCAAAAUGUCUUUGCCAGGCAAUAAAGGGAAAGGGCAGGGUAAGGCGCUGUAUAGGCUCACACUGCGAUUGCGCUCUUUGCUUGGCUCACUCGAUGAAAGGAAAGGGAAGCUGAUUGAUGACGAAACUUAUGAUGCUGCUGUUGAUUCUUUGCAAGUAAUUGGCUACCAAGUUAUAGGAAUGAGAAUGUCGGCAAUUGGUGAGACAUGUCAUGGAAUCGGCAUUCGUAAUUGGGGACAUGUCACUCGCAUGGAUAGCCAGGAUAGCUAG